This is a messenger RNA of Ceratina calcarata, 2257 nucleotides long. Its product is annotated as BUD13 homolog. Gene Ontology annotation, biological process: mRNA splicing, via spliceosome. Lineage: Eukaryota; Metazoa; Arthropoda; Insecta; Hymenoptera; Apidae. The coding region runs from base 272 to 2167 and encodes 631 amino acids. Gene Ontology annotation, molecular function: RNA binding. Gene Ontology annotation, cellular component: U2-type spliceosomal complex; RES complex. The transcript is spliced from 5 exons. The record is from RefSeq and is a predicted model, not a curated record.
GCGCAUCAGUGCGUCAGUGACUGGCAGCAGGGAGUUCAUAAUUUUUCCCGCACGGCUCGCUUCCCCUCUUUUUCGCCCGUAUUUCGAUCCCCACUACUAUUCUCCUCAUGCGCCUUCCCUAACCAUGCCUACUAUACCCCCACCAAGUAUUGGUCCCUACCAUGGUCGCGUCGUCCCCAUUUUCCGGCCGAGGGAAAAAUUAUGAGGUCCCUGAUGGCGAUGGCGGUCAGUUUUCGCCAUUUUAGCAGUGUGAGUAGAUGUAAGUGUCGAUAUGACAAUGGAAACAAAAGUAAUAAACCAGAAAGAAUAUUUGAAGAAAUAUCUAUCCUCUGGAGAUGUCGAGGACAAAAAGAAGAAAAAGAAAAAGACGAAACUGGGACAGAGAACAGUGAAGGUCAUUGACGAUGACUUAGACCUCAAGAAUAUGAGACCGAUGGAAGAGAAUGAAUUUGAUAUCUUCAUCGACGCAGAAGAUGCACCACAAAUUGCCGGAGUGGUGGACGAACGUGGACCAGUCGAUUUCUCUGAUAAAAGGAGAUGGAAAAUUAUGGCUAAUGACGAAGGCGGCGAUUUAACCGUCACUAGUGUAAAUAAAGAAGUUAGGCAGUCCAGGCAAACUCGAGAUGAAUCUGACAAUGACAAAAGUCCACCGAGAAGACAACAGAGACGUUUGGAUGACGACUUGUCUCCUCCAAGGGCAUCUAAAAAGCAGAAGAAAUCAAGAAGAGACGAGGACAGUGAUUUAAGUCCACCGAGAAUAAAAUCGAAAAAGAAAAAACAAAACAGCGAUAGUGAAGAUGCUCAACUAAACAUUCCAGAACAUAAGAUCAAUAAGAAAGCAAAAAUGAAAGAGAAAGUAUCAUCUCCUGACUCUGAUUCGAGUCCACCUAGAAGGAACAAUCAAUACGAUUUUGAUUUAAGUCCUCCAAGGAAAAGUAAGAAACACAGGUCUGAAAAACAUAAAGAGAAAAAUGGCUCAGACCUCAGUCCUCUUAGAAGAAGGAGAAAGGACUCUGAUUCGGAUCUCAGUCCUCCUAGAAAAAGUAGGAAAGAUGUUGAUACCGAUUUGAGCCCACCAAGAAAUAGAAGAAAUAAAAAUUAUGAUUCAGAUUUGAGUCCACCAAGAAAAAAUAAGAAGCAUAAAUCUAAGCAGCGGGAUUCUGAUUCAGAUCUUAGUCCGCCGAGACAGCGGAAGAGACACAUGGAUUCGGAUGCCAAGAGAAAUAAUCUGAGUCCACCAAGACAACAUAAGCAUAGGGACGAAAGAUCAGAUCGCGAUAGGAAUCACAAAUAUUCCGAGAGGAAUGAUAAAAGAAAUUACGAAUCAAACAUGAGUCCACCUCGUAGGAGAAAUAGGAACGUAGACACAAGUACGAAUAGAUUUAAAGAAGACGACAGGAAUUUUCAUAAAUAUCAAUCGAGCAAACAUGAGAGUAGGCGCGAUCAUGAUUACAAAUAUCGUUCCCAUAGAGAUAAUAGAGAGGAUUUCCAUAAUAAGGAGAGGAAAUCGAGGUACAGAGGUUCUGACGAAGAAGACAACGAUAAACGCAUGAAGAAGACACUGGAUGGCAAGACAGCAGGAUUGCAAAAUGCAAAAGCACUGCGAGAAGAGACAGAGGCGUACAAAAAACGCGAAGCCGAACAUUUCAGCAAGCUGAGCAAAGAAGUUACCGGGGUCGGUCAAGCUACGGUUGUACGUGAUACUAAAACUGGCCGGAAACGUAACUUGGAAGCGGAAGCAGCAGAAGAACGUGAGAAACAAAAACGGCAGGAGGAAUUGGAUGAAAAAUAUGCGAAAUGGGGAAAAGGUCUAAAGCAAGUUGGCGACCGUGAAGAAAAACUGAAAGACGAUCUUUACGAAAUGAGUAAACCCUUAGCAAGAUAUGCUGAUGAUGCUGAUUUGGACAAGAGACUCAGAGAACAGGACAGAGAAGGUGAUCCCAUGUUGGAAUAUAUUAAACAGAAACAAAUAAAGGAAGGAAAACGGAAACCAGAUGCACCAAAAUAUGAGGGCUCGUUCAUGCCAAAUCGUUUCGGUAUCAAACCCGGCCACAGAUGGGAUGGUGUUGACAGAAGCAAUGGAUACGAGAAGCGAUGGUUCGAGGCUCAAAACGCAAAGCUGGCUCGUCAAGAAGAAGCUUACAAAUGGAGUACUUCUGAUAUGUAAAAUACACUGAUUUCAUUAUUACUUAUCACACAAGGAGUAAUGAAUCGAAGAAUCGAAAUUGUAAAAUACAAUUUCUGUUGUUUAACCUAA